AUGAGGGUGGAAGGCGGUGGUGCCUACGGCCAUCCGAUGGUGGUGUCCACUCGAGCCUCCAGCGCCUUUCCUCUGAUUCUGACGAAAAUGUUUGACGACGAGACGAUGUUACAACGUGUGCCAAAGUGUCUCUACAUAGUUGGUGGAAUUAUGGCGGGCCUUCAACUCCUCGGCUGCAUCUUUGUCCGUCCACGACCGGAGGAAGGGGGAACCAAUGAGCUUGCUGUUCACCAUUCGGCCGGCCUUAAUCUCCAUUCGCUCAGUGUUAGUAGCACUCAACCGCCGCGUGCCAUCACUUGGUUUGGGUUCGUCUGA
Hydatigera taeniaeformis is the source of this 315-nucleotide messenger RNA. Lineage: Eukaryota; Metazoa; Platyhelminthes; Cestoda; Cyclophyllidea; Taeniidae. The record is from the annotation of a GenBank genome assembly.